AUAGGGAACUUAAAGGAGUUAUCUCAUCCCGGGAAGAGGCGUCCCCACCACCCCGGCGAUCGAUCGAUUUGAUCCCCGCGCAGCCCAGCGAUGGAACUCGAAUUCCAUCGAGGACGAAGAGUGGCGCAGAACCAGAUUCCGUCCCAGGCAUACGGUCUCCGAGCCCCAGUGUCGAACUCAAAACCACCGGGGCCCCAGUAUAGCAUGGACGCGCGGAGUAUUCCUCGCUCGAUGAGCCGCGGUGCCGCUAAUCUGCUCCAACUCUCCGCUUCUGCUACCAUCUCUUCUUCCACUGCUACUGCUGCUGCCACUUCAACAACUCCUGCCACUAUCACAACCACAGUCCCUGCUCUUGCUUCCAUACCUACAACUACUACAGCGCCAGCAGGGACCAACAACCCCCAGCACCCCACCCCCGACAUAGGCCUUGCCGGCACCAACAAUGACGGCUGGUCUGCACGGGUACUAGACGAACUAAAGGACCUGCUCCUUCUUCUCAGUCACGAUGGGCAGGUUCUAUACGCGUCACCAUCAUGCUCUGAGGUGACAGGGAUUGAAUCGCACAUGCUAGAACAAAGCGAUUUCUCCCGUUUCGUCCAUGAAGACGACAAGCCUAUCCUAGGCCACGAAUUGGACGAGUGCAUCAAGACUGGACGCGAAAUACGAUGUCACUUCCGGCUCUGUAGGCCUGACAGUAGCUCCUGUUUAUUAGAAGCACAUGGACAUCCACACCUGAUGACGACCGGAAUUGCUCCUUCUGCGACCGCAGAAUCAUCCCAGCAGCCGCAACGGAAGACAGUCUGUAAAGGGAUAUUUCUCGUCUGUCGGCCAUACCCAACACGGGGGUCACAGUUACUCGAUUCGUUUUUGGAACACAAGAUCGAGAACAUCCGGCUGAACCAGCGCAUAGCCCAACUAAAGGAAGAGGAAGAAGAGGAGUUGAAUUCGAGACCAGGGCAGACGUCAACGACAACGACGACCAGCACCACUACCACGACGACAACGCGCCAGACGUAUGUCUCAACGACACAGACCUCGUUUGCGCAACGAGAUACAUCAGUAUCUGGAGAGGAGAAUGAAUCAUCCGAUACAGUCACCAAUACGGACGACGCCGAUUCACGAUCGUUUCUGGAGCAGGUUGGGGAUCGGUUGCCGCAGACUGAAGACAUGUCUCAUAUUGACGGGAUUGAGGUCAUGACGGGUUUGUACUACGGAGAAGAAGAACGAUCACAGGGAUUGAGUACGGGAGUCCGUCAUGGCCGUCUGAUUCGUUGUAAUACGGAGCAGCCGAAUGCCGUUGCUGCCGGUUCUGCUGCUACUGCCGCUGCUCCGAGCGACCAACAACAGCAGCAGCAGCAGCAGCAACCGUCGCAGGUGCAACCGCAAUCACAGCCCAAGAAUCCUGCAGAGGCCGUCGACAGGAAGAAAAGGAUGAAAGGGGAGUAUAUGUGCACGGAUUGCGGGACGUCGGAUUCACCCGAGUGGAGGAAAGGCCCAGAAGGGCCAAAGACCCUGUGUAACGCUUGUGGAUUACGUUGGGCCAAGAAAGAGAAAAAACGCCAGGAUUUAGGGCCGUAGUGAGGGAAAACGCAAAGAAAAGAAAAGAAAGGGUGGGGCUUGCAUUUGUAUGAAUUGUCAUUUACUAUCUACUGCUUUGCUGCUGUUGCAUUUGCCAGAAGGGGCCAAUUUAGCCCUGCGAGGAUACCCCUGCUUAUGUACCUUUGUGCAUCGUGCUUUUUUU
Messenger RNA from Aspergillus welwitschiae, 1741 nucleotides. Its product is annotated as GATA transcription factor LreB. Bases 91 to 1578 code for a protein of 495 amino acids. NCBI's taxonomy places the organism in Eukaryota, Fungi, Ascomycota, Eurotiomycetes, Eurotiales, Aspergillaceae. The record is from RefSeq and is a predicted model, not a curated record. Gene Ontology annotation, biological process: regulation of DNA-templated transcription. Gene Ontology annotation, molecular function: zinc ion binding; protein binding; sequence-specific DNA binding. The transcript has 2 exons.